Messenger RNA from Jatropha curcas, 1317 nucleotides. Its product is annotated as 5'-adenylylsulfate reductase-like 4. The record is from RefSeq and is a predicted model, not a curated record. NCBI's taxonomy places the organism in Eukaryota, Viridiplantae, Streptophyta, Magnoliopsida, Malpighiales, Euphorbiaceae.
UUUUUUUUUUUUUUUUUUUUUUGGGUUUUUCAAUGAUGGGAGCUAGGGUUUGGCUAAGGCGGAUCGGAAUUCUCUUUGUGCUUUUGAUGAUGUGGAGCCCAAUAUCCGCCGCCGCCGCAGACCCUAGUAGGGUUUUAAUGUGCCCUAGAGAGUCCCUUGUAGAUUCGAUCUUUGGAUUUCUAGAUCGAAGCUGCAUCGUGUAUGACACUGCUGAAUCUCCUGGUUUCGUUGGUGUUAUCGAGGGUGAUGAGGUUUCGUUGCAGAAGGCAUUGAAUAUGGUUCACAAGAAUGGCUACAAAUAUUUAGCUGUGCUCUUUUAUGCAUCAUGGUGCCCUUUCUCUAGGAAUUUUAGACCAAGCUUCUCCCUCCUUUCCUCUCUGUAUCCAUCUAUCCCACAUUUCGCAAUUGAGGAAUCAUCUGUUAGGCCAAGUAUACUCUCAAAGUAUGGAGUUCAUGGAUUUCCAACUCUAUACAUUUUUAAUUCUACUAUGCGUGAUCGAUAUCAUGGCUCCCGGACUUUAGGUUCUCUAGUUGCUUUUUAUACUGAUGUUACAGGCAUCGAGACUGCAUCGCUGCAUAAAGGAUCCCUAGACAAAAUUGUACACCCAUCAAACCAUGAAAAGCAUGAUAGCGAUGAGCAAGAAAGUUGCCCAUUCUCAUGGGCAAGAUCUCCUGAAAAUCUGUUUAGACAGGAAACCUAUUUGGCUUUCGCAACUGCAUUUGUGCUCUUGAGAUUGGUUUAUUUCUUUUUCCCUCCUCUGCUUGUAUUUGCUAAAUUUGCCUGGGGAAGGCACUUUCGGAACAUGAGAUUGCGGAGCUUGUUGGAGCAUCCUCGGGUCUAUCUGAAUCAGAUAAUACAGGUGUUAAAUUCUCUUAAGGAGCCUUGCAGGAAAAGUAAUUUACAAGGAGCAAUGAAUGCCCGGGCAUGGGCUUCCAAAUCCCUUGCUACAGUGUCAAUAGGGGAUGCAAGCACCAGCAGGGGUGCACCGAUUAGUGAAUGUCGCUGAACUUUUAUCUAAUGUCAGGACUAGGUAUUUGAUACUCCUGCAAAGAGUUUGCUGCAUGUUCUACUCGGAAGGAGUGGCAGUUCAGAAUCAUCUUGGCAUCCCUGGCUGUAGUUUAAUUUGGGUCCAAUGUUUGUGGCAAUGUGAAAUAUGUUGACGAUGUAGUACCCAUUUCUCAUUUGUCCAUAUUUUUUAACCGAUUUAGUAUACAAUUUAUUUGCCAUUAAAGCAAUAAUUGAAAUCCAAUUUGUGUAUAAAUAUAAAUUGAUAAACUUCUCAGUGCACUUGCCUAUUUAUUGUUCUUUUCAUUCAA